Podospora anserina S mat+ is the source of this 465-nucleotide messenger RNA. RefSeq lists its product as uncharacterized. Bases 1 to 465 code for a protein of 154 amino acids. Lineage: Eukaryota; Fungi; Ascomycota; Sordariomycetes; Sordariales; Podosporaceae. The record is from RefSeq and is a predicted model, not a curated record. Gene Ontology annotation, cellular component: exon-exon junction complex; nucleus. The transcript has 6 exons. Gene Ontology annotation, biological process: RNA splicing.
AUGUCUUCCACAAACGAGCCAUUCUAUAUUCGCUACUACUCUGGCCAUCAAGGUCGUUUCGGGCACGAAUUCUUGGAAUUCGAUUUCCGCGUGGUCGGAGAUGGUCGCAGUGCCACAGCCCGCUAUGCAAACAACUCGAACUACAGGAAUGAUAGCCUCAUUCGCAAAGAAAUGUUUGUGAGCUCACUAGUUGUCGAUGAGAUCAAGCGCAUUGUCAAGUCGAGCGAAAUUAUGAAGGAAGAUGACGGAAAGUGGCCUACCAAGAACAAGGACGGAAGGCAAGAGCUGGAGAUUCGGCUUGGAAACGAUCACAUUUCCUUCGAGACCGCCAAAAUUGGCUCGAUCAACGACGUAACGGAUUCUGCCGACCCAGAAGGCUUGCGAGUAUUUUACUACCUCGUGCAAGAUCUCAAGGCCCUCGUCUUCAGUCUCAUCGCCCUUCACUUCAAGAUUAAACCAAUCUGA